UUCCAUCACUCUUUCACUGAAACUAGGGUUUCUCUUCCGCAGCUCCUUUAGCCUCGCCUCAUCAUCCCCUUCCCCCAAACCCCCAAAGCAGUUCUAAUCUCUUCUUCCCAACAUGGCCGUCGGCAAAAACAAGAGGAUUUCCAAGGGAAAGAAGGGAGGAAAGAAGAAGGCGGCGGAUCCCUACGCAAAGAAGGACUGGUACGACAUCAAGGCACCAUCUGUUUUUGAAAUCAAAAACGUCGGCAAAACCCUUGUUACCAGGACUCAGGGUACCAAGAUUGCUUCAGAGGGCCUAAAACAUAGAGUAUUUGAAGUUAGCCUGGCUGAUCUUCAGAAGGAUGAGGAUCAGGCUUUCAGGAAAAUCCGUUUGAGAGCAGAAGAUGUGCAAGGGAGGAAUGUCCUCACUAACUUCCAUGGAAUGGAUUUCACAACAGACAAGUUGAGAUCUCUGGUCCGCAAAUGGCAGACUUUGAUUGAGGCCCAUGUGGAUGUCAAGACUACAGACAGCUAUACUCUUAGGAUGUUCUGCAUUGCUUUUACAAAGAAGCGUCCAAACCAGCAGAAGCGUACCUGUUAUGCCCAGAGCAGCCAGAUCCGUCAGAUCCGCAGGAAGAUGGUUGAGAUCAUGAGAAACCAAGCAAGUUCCUGUGACUUGAAGGAGUUGGUUGCCAAAUUCAUCCCUGAAUCAAUUGGCAGGGAGAUUGAGAAAGCAACUUCCAGCAUCUUCCCCCUACAAAAUGUUUAUAUUCGAAAGGUCAAGAUCCUCAAGGCCCCUAAAUUUGAUCUUGGCAAGCUGAUGGAGGUUCAUGGUGACUAUUCAGAAGAUGUUGGUGUGAAGUUGGAUCGGCCAGCUGAUGAGACAGUAGCAGAGGCAGAGGCCGAGGUUCCUGGAGCUUAGACUUGUUUCACCCAUCUAAGUUAUGUGAUCGAAUAUGGUCGUAGUCUUUAGAGCAUCACAUUGUUUAAGUUGAGUUUUGUUGUGACAUCUAAAAUUUUUGCAUCUGGUUCUUUGCCUGUGUUCAAUUCAUACAUUAUCAUAGACCAAGAUAUGGAUUUUCCAACUGUUUUUCCCCUUUGUUGAAUUAUAUCACUGUGAAGCUUGGUAAUUCGUGCUACAUUUGAGAUGAGAUAAUUUUUAUCAAGUUGACCAUUUUCUUGACUA
This is a messenger RNA of Solanum dulcamara, 1162 nucleotides long. Its product is annotated as 40S ribosomal protein S3a. The transcript has 7 exons. Gene Ontology annotation, molecular function: structural constituent of ribosome. The record is from RefSeq and is a predicted model, not a curated record. Gene Ontology annotation, cellular component: cytosol; ribosome. The coding region runs from base 113 to 898 and encodes 261 amino acids. NCBI's taxonomy places the organism in Eukaryota, Viridiplantae, Streptophyta, Magnoliopsida, Solanales, Solanaceae. Gene Ontology annotation, biological process: translation.